AUGAACGCAUGUGGUGGCGAAAACUCAUCGAUACCUCAAAAAUGUCAGGAUUCAGAUGAUGACUUUGCACCGUCAAAGCUCGGGACUAAAGAAUACUGGGAAGAUGCGUACAAGAGGGAGCUGGAGACCUACAAAGACAUUGGGGAUGUCGGAGAGAUAUGGUUUGGAGAAGAAAGUAUGGAGCGAAUUAUUAAAUGGAUGAAGAAGCAGAGCAUCCCUGAAAAUGCUAGAAUACUCGACAUUGGUACUGGAAACGGAAUCUUCCUUGUAGAACUGGCCAAACAUCGUUUUACAAACCUGACAGGCAUAGACUAUGCUACCUCCUCCAUAGAACUGGCUAAAAGCAUUCUGCAGGAGGAGGGUUUGGGUAGCGUUAAACUCCAGGAGCUGGAUUUUCUGAAUGAGUGUGAAGAACUGGGUGAGUUUGACGUGUGUGUGGAUAAAGGUACAUUUGAUGCCAUCAGCCUCAACCCCGAACACGCAGAGGAAAAGAAGCGACAGUAUGUGAUCUCACUAAAAGCAAUUCUGCGAUUGGGUGGCAUUUUUGUUAUCACAUCAUGUAACUGGACCAAAGAGCAGCUGCUGCAGAUGUUCAGCCCAGGGUUUGAGUUGCUGGAGGUAGUGCCAACUCCCACUUUCCAGUUUGGAGGGGUGACAGGGAACACAGUGACAACCUUGGCCCUUAAAAGACUUUCCUGACCUUUACCUAAACCACGUGGAUUGCAGCUCAUUUGAGGGGAUUACAUGGACACCUCACUUUUUUAUGAUAAUAAAGAAAACAGUAAAGCAUGACAUGUAACUUUAAUCUAUUUUUUAGUGAAUUUUUUUUAAAAAGGAGAUGUAUUUUUUUCUUUUGCCUUGUAAAAGUGAUCAAAAGUACAGUCAAGACAGUAAAUCUCAAGAUUCUUUUCCUCUCCACACACCCCUGACCACAGAACCCAAAGUGGUGUGCUCCCAAAGGGCUGAUUUGACCCAUUUCAUUGGUUCACACACUGUGUAUAUGAGCUGUAGAGGACAAAACAGUUUUUUGUUUUUUAAUAGUAUUUCACUGUA
Messenger RNA from Chanos chanos (milkfish), 1053 nucleotides. RefSeq names its product EEF1A lysine methyltransferase 2 (gene eef1akmt2). The record is from RefSeq and is a predicted model, not a curated record. The transcript is spliced from 6 exons. Gene Ontology annotation, molecular function: protein-lysine N-methyltransferase activity. NCBI's taxonomy places the organism in Eukaryota, Metazoa, Chordata, Actinopteri, Gonorynchiformes, Chanidae. Gene Ontology annotation, cellular component: cytoplasm. Bases 1 to 699 code for a protein of 232 amino acids.